ACACCAUAGGCACCUUAUUAUAACCCAGACAUUUCCUAGGAGAGGCGUCCUCCAUCCUCCUCCAGUCCAGGUGGUGGCGGUAACGCGCUCACUAACUGUUUCUCCAACCGCCGGAAAACGUUAGUGAAGAAAAGGGCCGUUUCUUUCCUGAAUAUCUUUAUCCGACCGAGCUCAUCAGCACUACAACAUCUCUCCGAGUUUUACACUUCUGUGUGCUGGAGUUAAACAUUAAUCCAGGGUAUUGUGUGUGUUUCUGAGGAUUAAACAGCUCGUUGUGCUUUAAACCCUGAGAGGAGUUGUGAUGAGUUCAGCAGGAGUCAGACGCCGCUCCUCCAGGAGGUCUCGGGCUCCUGAUCCUCUUCCCUCACAGCCGUGUGAGGACGUGAAAACAGAGACUUCAGAUGGAGAAGUGUCCACAUGGUCAGAAGUGAAGAAAGAAGAGACGCUGGAGCUGAACAUCAGCAGCCAUGGAAGCGACCUGGACACCAAACCUGAAAAUGUCCCCAUUAAAGAGGAAGAUCCUGACAGUAAUUAUUCUGAUGCAGGCCUGGGAGUGUUUAAUAAUGGGCAGACUGUUCCAGUAGGUGCAAACCUCGGAGCCUACCAGGGAGAGCUGGUGGACAGAGAGGAGGAACAUAUGUACAGUGGAUACUCCUGGGGGACUCUGAUUGAAACCCCAAGCCAGACUGUGGUGGACUUGAGACCUGAGCUGGAAAAGCGUGAUGCAGAGAUCGAGGCGCUGAAACAGCAGCUGCGUGUCUGCAAGGCCGCACAUGUUGAAGAGGUGGAGGCCCUUAAAAGUAAGUUGCGAGUCUGCGAAGAAGCACACGCAGAUACAAAGGCAGCACUUGCUGAUCUGGAAGCCACCCACAAAGGACUCAUUGAGACCCACAAUAAUGUUAUAACGCAACUAAGAGAGGCGCAGACAGCAUUAAAAGAAGCUGUUAGGUCAGGGAUGAACUGUCCAGACUGUCUAACGACCGGGUCUAACACUGCUAGUGGGGAUCCAGAGAGCAUGGAAACGUCUUCUGCCACAACAUCCAUUACAAGCUGCCACACCGAACUUCCGUUUACUCCUCCCACUACGGAGCAUCUCGAGUCGCCGAAGAGUCGGUGUCGAAGGCGGCCAGAUCGGCUCGGUUGCUUGCUGUUCCGCACUGAGGUACCGCUGGACGUCUAUGACGAAUGGGAAUCCACAACAAACUGGGAUGGUUCCAGGGGCAAACGUGGACCGCCAACUCCUUCUCCACCUGCAAAAAGGAAGCAGUGUCAAAUUGGCAGAUGUGCAAACAAAACCUCUCAUACCUGCCAGGUCUGUAAGCGGUUUGUCUGUGGAAAAUGCUCAAGGAAUGUACCAAAGCUAUGCUUGGAAUGUUAAUUCAGGGAACAAAACUUGUGGCAUCUGCUAGAAAUGUAAACUAAAUGAAUUGUAAGCCUUUAAAUGGCAAUAAAAAAUAAUUGCAAAACAUCAGCAUACAUAGAAGGGAACUUCUGAGGUGGUCAGACCGGGUGAUUCAUGGCAUGAAUGACUGAAUGAUGCAUAGCUAGUAUGCGCGAUCCUUUGCGCCAUCUGCUGAGAGAAAUGAGAAUCGCAGGUUGGAAAAGCGGUCAAAUGACCGGUACUCUGCACUUUUAGUGUUAAGGAAGUUUUUAUUGGAAACAGUUACCCAGAAGUUUUCCUUCUUGACUAGCAGUGACAGCAAGCGGGUCAAGGACCAAGUGAAUAAAUUUCUCUGCUCACCAAGGACCACUGUUGCACACCGACAUCAACAAUAUUAAAGUUUUUCGUCUUUAACCCUAACCCUUUUUUGGUUCUAAAUAUUUUUGCUUUUGGGUAGCUUCUAUUUUAUUGAUUUUAUUUUUUUAUUAUCUUUUAUUAUUUGUGUUUUAAUAUUAAAAACAUUUGAUUUAUUCUAGUUUUCUAUUCUAAAGAAAAUUUGCUACAUUUUGUUUAUUUCUAUGUUAAAAGUUUGAUGUUCUUAAUUGUAGCAAAUUUAAUUCUUGUCAAAAUAAUAAUAAACUGUUUAUUUACAAGCCCUUGUGCUGUUGUUUGUGCUGUUUUGUAAAUAAUAACAAUAAACAGAUACAAACAGAGAGGCUCUAUAACUGUUCAUCUUUUGUUCAAAUAAAAUUGUCUGCUAAUGAACUCGAUCGUCUGUCUAAUCAAUAUUAAACCAAUGUUUUUAUUUAUUUAUUUUAAAUUUUGUAUU
Molecule: messenger RNA, 2210 nt
Organism: Clarias gariepinus (North African catfish)
Lineage: Eukaryota; Metazoa; Chordata; Actinopteri; Siluriformes; Clariidae
Exons: 4
Coding region: 302-1378 (358 amino acids)
Source: RefSeq, a predicted model, not a curated record